AGUAGAGUAGAGUCCACACACCGCAGCACAGAACACAGAUCCCAGGCGAGUACUUGCAAAUCCCGUCGGAAAUAUCUUGCUCGCCGCCGGCCGCCGCUGCCAUGCUCCGUCUCCGGCGGCGCAUCGUGUCCCAUAUCCUCUCCUCCUCCUCCACCUCCACCUCCGCCAUCUCCCCUCUCCACCGGCUCCUCUCCGCAUCCACAGCCCCCGUUUCCCCAAAUCCCAGUAGCUUCGCCGUGGAGGAGUACCUCGUCGACGUCUGCGGCCUCACCCGGCCCCAGGCGCUCAAGGCCUCCAAGAAGCUCUCCCACCUCAAGUCCCCCGCCAACCCCGACGCCGUACUCGCCUUCCUCUCCGGCCUCGGCCUCUCCAGCGACGACGCCGCCGCCGUCGUCGCCAAAGACCCGCUCUUCCUCUGCGCCGGCGUGGAGAGAACCCUGGUCCCCGUCGUCGACGGGCUCACGGGCCUCGGUCUGUCUAGUACUGACAUCGCCCGCCUCGUCUCGUUCGCCGGCAACAGGUUCCGUUACAGAUCCGUCGUCUCCAGGAUGCACUACUACCUGCCCCUCUUCGGCUCCCUGGACAAUUUCCUCCGCGCGCUCCGGUGCUCAUCCUACAUCCUCUCGCCGGACCUGGACAAGGUGAUCAAACCCAAUGUGGUGUUCCUGCGGGAGUGCGGGCUAGCUGAUUGCGAUAUCGCCAAGCUGUGCUACCGUGCCCGGAAUAUCCUGACCGCCAACCCGGAGAACGUCCGGGCGAUGGCGGCAUGUGCCGAAAGAUUAGGGAUUCCCAGGGGCUCUGGUAUGUUCAGGGAAGCGCUGCACGCUGUCACAUUUGUCAGCGAGGAGAGGAUUGCUGACCAAGUGGAUUAUUUGAAGAAGACGAUCAAAUGGUCUGAUACUGAGGUGGCCAUUGCUCUGUCUAGGGCUCCAAUGUUGCUGAAGAAGUCUAAAGACAUGCUUAGGCACAGGUCCGACUUCUUGAUCUCUGAGGUGGGCUUGGAACCCUGGUACAUUGCUCAUCGGCCGGUGAUCCUCUAUUAUAGCCUGGAGGGCCGGCUCAGACCUCGAUACUAUGUUUUGAAGUUUCUCAAGGAAGCUGGAUUGGUCGAUUGCAACAUGAGCUUCUAUACUGUGGUCACGAGGACCGACAAGUAUUUCGUGGACAAGUUCAUAUGCCCUCACAAGGAAGCUGCGCCACACCUUGCUCAAGACUAUGCAGCCGCUUGCAAAGGGGAGGUGCCAAGUAAUUUUAGAUUUACUUGAACCAAAAGUGAGCCAAGGAAAUUUGUUAUUAUGUAGUAUCACGCAACAAAGUUUUCACUCUGCAUUAGUAAGCUGGUAGUUCCUGUUCUGGUGUUCUUUGCCAAACUAGAUUUUUAGUUAUUUUCUGUAGUAUGCGUGUUACAUGCCGGUUUGGUCAUUGCUAAAUGCUAACUCGUAUUCUAUUCCUGGACCCUGAUAUGUUGAUGUUGUCAUUCCUUAGAGAAAAUCUUUGUGUCUUCCUGAUAA
Molecule: messenger RNA, 1511 nt
Organism: Hordeum vulgare subsp. vulgare (domesticated barley)
Lineage: Eukaryota; Viridiplantae; Streptophyta; Magnoliopsida; Poales; Poaceae
Exons: 1
Coding region: 102-1265 (387 amino acids)
Biological process (GO): chloroplast organization; regulation of DNA-templated transcription
Cellular component (GO): chloroplast
Molecular function (GO): double-stranded DNA binding
Source: RefSeq, a predicted model, not a curated record